Messenger RNA from Symbiodinium natans, 1545 nucleotides. The record is from the annotation of a GenBank genome assembly. NCBI's taxonomy places the organism in Eukaryota, Dinophyceae, Suessiales, Symbiodiniaceae.
AUGGAGACAGCGGAGACGUCGGAGAGCAAGGUGAAGAGGCUGGGCUCGGCGAUGGCGGACCGGCUCGCACAGGUGGAAGGAGCUCCUAACGACCUUUUCCGUCGAUUUAUGGAUUCUGAAGCGCGGGUGCCCAUCAGCGUGAUGCUCAUGGACAAAGGACUCCGGAAGUCUGCGUUGCGGGCCGCGGGUGAAGGUGGUCGAGCGCUUGCCCGGGCCUUCGAGUGCCUCCAACUGGCGGCCGUCGCACACGAGGAUCUUGACGUGCAGCACCUGCCCCGGACCACGGUGCGCUCGAAUCAGAAGAAGGAGUUGCCCAGCGCGGUGGUGAGGGCUCAGAGGCUGCUUGAAGAGGAGGAGGCGGCCAAGGCGGCCAAGGCAGCGACCGCAGCUGCCGAACCUGAUUUCGAGAAGGCGCCGUCGACGCCGUCCGCUGCCUCCCUGGCACCCGCCGUGCAGCGCAACGUGAAGGGUGAGCUUGGGCAUUUCUUCGCGAAGAAGAUGGGGAGAUCUGCAGCGAAAGGCGACAUGAACUUCACCACGGAGAGGAUUUCUGAGAACCCGCCGAUGUUCCGAGCAAAGUGCGAGAUCUGGAGCCGUUUUUAUGACAGCAAGGAGGCCCACUACAACAAGAAAGCGGCUGAGCACGAUGCAGCCCUGGUGGCCCUGGAGACACUCAUGGAAGAGUCGGGCAUAGGGGCAGACGAUGUCAUGGACUACAAGGGACAACUCCUGGGCUUCCUCCAAUCCGAAGGCAAGCGCGAUCAGAUCCAGUUCGAGCUGGAGCGCGUUGGCCAGGAGGAGUCAGAAGAGAAGAUCUUCCAGGCGAAGGUAUGCUUGCCAGAUGGCCGCUGCUUCGUUGGCGAGCCGGAGUCUCGCACCGUGCACGGCUGCAGCGCCAAGACGCGCCGCGCUGCAGAGCAAAACGUCGCGCAGAAGGCACUGCGAGCACUGCAAAGCAAUGGCAGCUCCAAGGACAGCGAAUUUGCCCCCUUGCCUCGGCUGGCUGCUCGUGAGGUGCAGGUUCUUUGGCUGCCGUGCGCACCUACCGAGAUGCCGUGCCUUCGACGCGUGGCGGUGGAAGGCGACGAUUUUUUGGCCACCGCGGAAUCGGUUUUGAACUGCAAGAACACGGUCUGCUACCCGCUGAAUUGGCUGGGCAACCGUCCAAAGGGAUUGUGCGUGUAUGAAGCUCUGGACGCUUCUGAAAGUGUGAAUGACCGUGCCACAGCGCUGGCAGGAGUGGACGUCUUCGGUGACGCCUUCAUGAUGGACGCAAGCGCCCACUCUGCGGGUGCGGAGCUUGUGGACAUCACCCUUCCGCGCUACGAGUUUUUGAAGGCCGACCGGGCGGGAUACCUCUCCGAGCCGGCUCCGGCCCUGAACCAUAGCCGCGGCAUGCUGGUCUGCGGACACCCACAGCUGCCGCAAAAGUUUGCCACCGACUCAUGGCUUGGCCUCAACCCCAGGACCCUGCUCAAUGACGUCGCGCGCCGGCGGGGCCUGGCGCAACCACAAGCGCAGGCUUCUGUCGUCCAGGACGGCUGA